AUUGGAAAAGGGAGGAGAGAUAGAUAGCAACUCGCACAACGAAACCCUCGAAGGUGGACAGGAAAGGCAUAAGAGAAAGAGUAGCCAGGAGAUGGAAAGGGCAAUAGUUAAGGAGAUGAAGAAAGCGCUGAGGCAAGUGUUGAGCACAAUAACACCAGGCGAAGCCGCGAGGGGAAGGAAGACGCCGCGAAUCCUGCCGGGUCCUCCAAAGCUGUGUCGUUCGAAGUCAAGUCUCUCUGUUCUCGACAACGACGAGAGUUUUCCAGUGUCCCCAGCGACUGAUUGUGGCGCUGUGCUGCCGGUGUCAAGUUCCAAUGUGAGGGGCAAGGCUGGCGCUCACGCGCCCGUUCGCAUAGCGAUUGAUCUCGGUACUUCGUCUUGCUCUGUGGCAGUUUGCCGCAAUGGGACUGUCCAGGUCAUACCGGACGCUUUGGGCAAGCUCUCAACUCCGUCUGCUGUGGCAUUCACGGACAAGAAGCGAUUGGUGGGCGUGCAGGCACAAAGUCAACAGCUGCGGACACCGGAAAACUUGCUCUUCGAAGUAAAACGACUGAUAGGAAGGGAUUACGAGUCGAUCACAGAAGAGGAGCGGAGAUGGUGGCCGUUUAUCGUCGUUAAGGGAAACUCAGGAGAGCCCAUGGUGGAGGUUAAGAGUCGAUUCUUGUCCCUUUUGCAGAGCAAUUGUGGAGAUCAGAUCAGGGUAGAGCAGCAGAGAAGGAUGUGUGGUACGGAGAGCGAGGUGGGCGGUUGGCCUACCCGGGCUGGGGGCACACCCUCGCCAGUUGGACAUGAAAUGACCUCCUCUAUGGGCAGUGAUGUAGGGUUGCAUGGCGGCGCGGGGUCAUCUUCUACCGAUGCUGUUUCCACGACGACUUACUUGGCGCCUGAGCAGAUAUUAGCGAUGCUUCUAGCGAAGAUGAAGUGUGAUGCGGAGGCUUUUCUUCAAUGUGAGGACCUGCACGCCGCUGUUAUUACGGUUCCAGCUCUCUACUGCGACAGGCAGCGAAUGGCCACCAAAGUGGCGGCGGAGAUCGCAGGGUUCAGGGAUGUGCAACUCGUCAGCGAAUCGACGGCAGCGGCUGUGUCCUACGCCCAUCACACGGGAUUAAUGUCUCUGGGCUCCUGCGGUGUUUCUUCCGCAGAAGAACCUCGAAGUGCCAGUAAGAUGCUAGUGUUUUCGCUUGGUGGAGGGAACGUUGAAGUCGCCCUCGUUACGAUCGCUGGUGGGGUGCUCACCGUGAACUCCACGGUGGGUAAUCCAAUCCUGGGAGGGAUGGACUUCGACCACAAGAUGAUGGAUCUGAUACGUCGUCGCGUGCAGAAGCAGUUUCAUCGGCCUUCGGCACUGAAGGGCAGGACGUUGUGGGAGCUGAAGACAGCGACUGAAAAAGCCAAGAAGGACCUUACUUUGCUGAAGGAUGCGCAGGUCGAGCUUGAGUUCCUUAGCGGCGACGGGAACGUGGUCAUCCGCCGUCAGGAAUUUGAGAAAGAGUGUAAGGAUUUGCUGAAGCAGUGCAUGGAAUGCGUCACUGACGUCUUACGGAAAACCCACACUUGGAUCACCGAGGUUAAUGCACUUGUGUUGGUGGGUGGGUCGACACGCAUCCCCAAGGUCGUAGACAUGUUUCGGAAGCUCUCUGACUUCUCGUUGGAGCUAAAGUCCCAUCCUUUUCAAGAUGAAGCUGUUGUUCGCGGUGCGGCGCUCUUUGCUGCCGGCUGCAGCGAAAGGGUUGUAGAGAUUCAUCCGGUGAGGAUUGCCUACUAUGACUAUCGGCGAGGGAAAUACAUGCCUUGGGGACAGUUAAGCAGGCCUCUGACACUCACUCUCCCACAGGAUGGGCAGAUGGAGCUGAACCUAUAUGAGAUUAGAAAACGCGGAGAACAACCUAUAAGGACUGCGACCAUACAGAUGGCGGAAAUAGGCAAGGGUGAAGUUAGCCAUCAUGCCCUCUUUCGGUUUACGAUCGAUCGAUGCGGCAUUUUGGGCCUUGACGAGGGAGGGACGGCUUCAGUGGCGGCACGACUUUAUAAAUACGGCCAACCAUCUACGGAUCAGAUUCGCUAUUGGAAACAGCUUGCCGUGGAGUUAACCGUGUACGAGAGGAGAAUCGGCGAGAAGAGCAGUGAGAGGAACCAAUGGACCAAGUACAUCUUCGAAGUGGAGAAGCGAGAGUCCUCAUGCCCUCCCUGGCUGGGGAGUAUCAUAUAUCAAUGGAAGUGUGACAUCGAGCGAUGGCUUGCCGAAGAGGGCGCAGGUAUUCAAGGUCGGACACAGCAGCUCACCAACUUCGAGACCAUGUUUGCCGACUUCAAAACGGGAUGUCGACAUGCGUUUGGAGAGUUGUGGGCUAGAUCGUUAUCGGGGAGGCGGUUCAUAGUAGUUGAUCGCUGGGAAGCAAGCGAUGUCGAUGAGUGUCUGCAGAAUCUUCGGGCGAACAAAAGUCCACAGCUCUGCGACGUAGUCGUCUCAAUGUCAUUCAAGGAGCUUUGCAAGGCAAAGAAACCCAUCGAAGAAAUCGAGGGAAUAGAGUUAGCGACACGCGGCUUUUCGUCCGAUGACAACGACGCGAGUCCGGAUGCCGUAAAGGCGAUCGGGAUCCCGUACGUGGUGCUCUCGGCAGGCCCCGUCUCGCCAUCGGACGAUCGCGCUCUUCGCUGCAAGGAGUGGAACAGAAUUGUUGGUCAGCAGGUGGCAAUAGCUGCGCAAGCCGGUCUUCGGGUUCUACUGCGCCUUGGACAAGAUGGUUCUGGAAACCAGCAGAGCAGUGAUCGGACGUUUGGAUUGGAGGAGGAGGAGAAGCGUGUGUGCGAAGCGCAGCUCAAGGACAUUGUCCCUCCCAUUGGCCGGGACUGGCGAAACAUAGAGAUCGUGUAUGCGCCUCCCCAGCAUGUGUCUUCUCCACAGACUGGCGCGCUUCUGGACAUUGACAUUGUCAGUAUGAUUCGGCACAUAAGAGGGCUGAUGAGGGACUUGGUGAAUAGCGAAGCUGCCGACUCAACGCGGGUCCUUGUGGGCGGAUGCUCAACAGUGGGGAUGUGGGAUGACCUCAUCAAGUGUGAGGAGAUUCAGGGGUUGGUUUUUGAAGGGGGGUUUCAAGACCGUCUCCUCGUCCAAAAACUCUGUGCUCCCACUUGGGAGCGGAGGCGCAAAGUCUUACUUUGCCGCGAGAAAAGUGGACAUUCACCCAUCCUGGACAAGCGGAAAAUAGAGCAACUGCAGAACGUCAUCAAGGACCUGAUGGCUGGAGAUGAGGUUAUCACCGUUGUCUUGAUUACUGUGAACAGUGUGAAGAACGCGAAAACUGAGAAUCCCAGCGGCUUACGCGCGACAGAGACUGAUUCCGUGGACUUGGUCUGGAGAGACGGUGCUUACCAACAGGUAGAAAACCUCCGGAGUAAGGUGACGGUCAUCUCUCUGUGUAGCGGCUACCAUGGAGAGGAGCUUGAACAGGCAAUCGAGGACCACCUUUCAAGGUCGAGAGGGAAGCUGAAGCGACCAGAUUUUGCCGAAGGGGAGGUGGUGGUUGUGGAGUACAGGCCUAAGCUGGGUGUAAUGGAAAUACCACCGCCAAGUCUUGCUUUGGCCAUGGAGGCUGCUCUCGGCCGAAUCAGGAGGCGGAUUAUGAUGAACAUCAGCCCCCACGUGGCACAGGCGGUGCGGAUAGUGUGUUCGUUGGACGGGCUGGCUACAGAUACACACAUGCGCAGAGAAAUCACAAAGCAACCGAAUGUUGAUGGCGUAAGCCUGCGACUCGAAGAACCGGGAAACGGGACAGGCGAAGGAGCAGGGAACACUACAUCAAGAUCCGGGCACAGAAAAUACAAGAUCUCUGGUAAUGGAGGCAGCCACGACAAUCGGAGGUGAUCUUGUGUCUCUGAUGGCUAUGGGCACUUUGGUUUGAACGGGACAGCCAGUCCUUGUGCACGUGCUGGACACUG
Molecule: messenger RNA, 3939 nt
Organism: Chara braunii
Lineage: Eukaryota; Viridiplantae; Streptophyta; Charophyceae; Charales; Characeae
Source: the annotation of a GenBank genome assembly